AGAACAGACGCAUUUUCAAGCUGCAUUGUUAGGAAUAAAAUGUAAUUGGCUACACUACGAUUAUAGAUCCCCAUGUGACCGAAUAGCAGUGUGUUACUAACCAAUCUUUUGUGUACUUGAACAUAAAUUACCAGUGAAUAAAUCACAAAGUUAAAUAAUAUAAGUGUUGAUAAAAAUAAUAAUAAAAUGGGAUCGAGAAUUAGAAAGAAAGUUGAUAACCCAAGUAAUUUAUCAGUUAAUUUUGAUGAGGUGUGCCGACUGUGCUUGGCCAGGGAGGAAACAAUGGUGCCGAUUUUCGAUGGAGAGGAUGAUGACGAAGUGCCUAUUCCUCUUCGAUUAAUGGCCUGCGUUAAUAUAGAGGCUUAUAAAGGAGACGGUUUGCCAUCAAUGAUCUGUAUAUUAUGCAAGCAUCAGUUGGACAAAGCAUACCAGUUCAAGAAAAAAAGUGAAGAUGCUCACACCAAAUUGCAGAAGCACAUGAAAUUAGUACAAAAAUUAGACAAAAUAGAAACUGCAGACAGUAAUGAAGAUUCUGAAAGUUAUUCAUUAUCAGGAAAAUCCCGGGACAGCAACCAGAAUAAUUCAAAUUCAGUAUCAUUUGAAAAUCACCAAAGUAUCGAUGACCCAACUGAGGCUCCAGAAGAAGACUGUGAAAGUAAUUACGAUCCAAAAAUGAAGACUAAGCUCAUGGACAUUGGAAGUAUGAAAAAAGAGUCAUCGAAUAUAAUCUUAAUGUCAUCAGAAGAGUACGAAGAAAUAAUUGAGAGUCAAAAGGCGACUGGUAAUUCAAAUAAAAAAAAUGUUUACAUGAUGGAAGUGACUGGUCACAGUACUGGAGAUUCUGAGUCAAUGAAACUACAGCCUGUUGAAGAGAAUCUAGACGACGAUGAUAAUAAUGAAAUAAAAGUGUUUAAAUGUGACAAAUGCCCAAAAGCAUUCACUAGAGUUAUGAUGCUCAAGAGCCAUCAGUCUGUUCAUUCAACUCAGAGAGGAGUAACUUGCCAAGCUUGUGAAAAAUGGUUUCCAACUCGGUCUGCACUUAUUAGACACGAACGCACUCAUACUGGUGAAAAACCAUUUGGGUGCAAUAUUUGUAACCGUGCAUUCGCUCAAAAAGAAAUUUUGCUGCGGCACUUGAUGACUCAUUCAGGACAAAAACCCUACCCGUGUCCGGACUGCGAUAAAAGUUUUACUCAACGUGAAUCAUUGAGAGUUCACAUGCGUCGUCAUCAAAAACUAGACCCCAAUGACAUUCAACUGCAUCAUUGUCAGUUGUGUCCUAAAGCUUUUUGUCAUGCGUCUGGUCUAAGUCGACACUUGGUGACCCACACUGGCAGAACUUACAAAUGUGUUACAUGCGAAAAGUCAUUUACUGAUAGAAGUUCGCUGCUAAGACACAGUCGGAUUCAUGCAUUAUAGUAUUCGACAGUCUCUAAGAGUAUCUAAGCUCUACCGAAACCCAUACUAUAUACAUAGAUAUAGUUAUGUACAAUUUAAUAAUUAUAUUUAUUUCUUUUAUUCUAAUUUUAUAUGGCAAUUAAUAAGACGAUAAUUUUAUUUUAAAGUCACAAAGUUUAUAAAAGAGUACACAG
This is a messenger RNA of Microplitis mediator, 1592 nucleotides long. Its product is annotated as zinc finger protein 667-like. Lineage: Eukaryota; Metazoa; Arthropoda; Insecta; Hymenoptera; Braconidae. Gene Ontology annotation, biological process: regulation of transcription by RNA polymerase II. Gene Ontology annotation, molecular function: DNA-binding transcription factor activity; zinc ion binding; RNA polymerase II cis-regulatory region sequence-specific DNA binding. The transcript is spliced from 3 exons. The record is from RefSeq and is a predicted model, not a curated record. Bases 187 to 1419 code for a protein of 410 amino acids. Gene Ontology annotation, cellular component: nucleus.